AUGCCUUUCGCCAAGAAUAAAAUUCUUAUUAGUCUUGGCUUCAUGAUCCUAUUCAUUUUUCUCAUCUAUACACGAGCUAAUUUAGCCAUCGAUGUCACUUAUCCUGAUCCUCUUCUUCAAUUAAACGAAGACCGUAAUUCUGGUGAUUAUGUUCAUUAUAUCACCAAACGACGAUUUUUACCUACACGACGUCAAUUACAGCAAUAUGUCAAUGAUGAUUUUAGUAGCGAAAACAAUGAAGAAGAUUCAAUGUUAAAUCGAAAACGAUACUUCCUAAAAUCCAAACGUUAUUUUCUAAAUAGCAAACGUAAUUAUGAAUAA
Rotaria socialis is the source of this 321-nucleotide messenger RNA. NCBI's taxonomy places the organism in Eukaryota, Metazoa, Rotifera, Eurotatoria, Philodinida, Philodinidae. The record is from the annotation of a GenBank genome assembly.